AUGAUUGUAGUAAUCUACCUUGCUGGUGAAGGAAAAGACAUAGGCGCAGCGCAGGACACCGUAGCACACCGUAAGCUCGGAUCUGGUUCUGGCUACCCUUACUCCGCAGACCCGCUCUUACGGCGGUCGGAGAUCAUCUCCGAUUCCGAUUUCCUACGCUUGGAGUGUCGCCUACUACGGCGGCUGGGGCGUGAGGAGGAAGAUAGCUCCCUCACGCGCUCCGCUUCCUUCUUUGCUAUGCUAUAUAACUGCUUCACAGAAAGGGGAGUCGGCUUUGCAGUUCCUUACGCUCACUACACUACAGUUCCUAUCACUUUCUUCAAGACACGGUUGUGCUCAGCCCAAGCAGAGCAAGCCGCUACCGAAAUCAACAUAGCUAUAUCAUUUUUCGAAAAAAUCUCGGAUUAA
Spodoptera exigua (beet armyworm) is the source of this 408-nucleotide messenger RNA. Lineage: Eukaryota; Metazoa; Arthropoda; Insecta; Lepidoptera; Noctuidae. The record is from the annotation of a GenBank genome assembly.